Messenger RNA from Quercus robur (English oak), 1938 nucleotides. RefSeq names its product transcription factor bHLH130-like. Gene Ontology annotation, biological process: regulation of transcription by RNA polymerase II. The record is from RefSeq and is a predicted model, not a curated record. NCBI's taxonomy places the organism in Eukaryota, Viridiplantae, Streptophyta, Magnoliopsida, Fagales, Fagaceae. The transcript has 9 exons. The coding region runs from base 473 to 1714 and encodes 413 amino acids. Gene Ontology annotation, cellular component: nucleus. Gene Ontology annotation, molecular function: protein dimerization activity; RNA polymerase II cis-regulatory region sequence-specific DNA binding; DNA-binding transcription factor activity, RNA polymerase II-specific.
CUAGUACAUAAAUGUGCCACAUAUUAGACAGACAACGUUGUUGGUUUGUGUGUGACUGUAACUCCAAAUUUUCACAACUCUCAAGCGAUUCUGAAUCAAACCCAGAAAAGCUGAGCUAUUUCCAUAUACGGUAGAGGAACAAAAUCCCAGAAAGAUUCUGUGCUGAAACAAGCUAUUGUUCUUUUCUUUGUGCACUGGUACGAGUCCUCAGGUUCUCAUAUCCUUUUGUGACUUUGAGUUGGUGUUAUUAGAAGAACCUUAUAGAACCCCCCUUCAAAGAAAAGCUAUACCAUAGAGUAUGUGCAAAUUCAAGCAGCUUUUGGGUUUGGUUUAGUUUGAAGAAAGAAAGCAGAUCCUACUUGAGCAUUUUGUAUGUGCUAUUUUCAAGAACAAGCCAGUAACUUUUGAAGUUGAAGAAAAGUUUUUAGAGUUUGUCAAGACAAUAAUUCAGGAAUCUCCAGGAGAGACUAUUAUGAGUCUUUUGUAUAGUCCUACCUUCAAAUAUUCAGAUGUGAAGCUGAAAAAGAAUCAUCUAGAUUUCAUGGACUCCAAUACUUACCAUCAUCAACAACAAGAACAAGAACAACAACAACAUCAACAACAGCACCAGCAUAAUUCUGGUCUAAUGCGUUAUCGCUCGGCUCCAAGCUCAUUGCUUGCAAAUCUUGUUGAUGGUAGCAUUAAUGGUGGUGAAGGUGGUGUUGGAUGUGAGGAUUAUCGGGAUCUUCGAUCAUCGAAUCCAGAAGUGGAGACCAUGUUGGCAACGUUCAUGACAUCGUGCAAUGGCUCAGGAGAUUCAAAUUCUCAAAUGGUUUACCAAGCUCAAGCUGCCCAACAAGUUCAAGCUUUGCCAAAUCAUAAUUCAGUGGGUGCUGGGACUAAUUUGGAUAGCUCUUUUAGUGGUUUGAACUCUGUAGGAUUAGAGAAUUCUAUGCAAGCAAAAAUGGGCGCAGGAAACCGCUCCAAUCUUGUUAGGCAAAGUAGCUUACCACCCGUGCUUUUCUCUGAUUUAACAAUGGAUAAUGGCUUUGCUGUGAUGAGGGAUGUGAGAACUUUUAGAGCUUGCAAUGAUACAAAUGGGGAAGCCAGCCCAUCAAUGACUAAAUUGAAUGAUCAAUUAAGCUUCUCAGCCCGGCGUUUGCCUCAAAUAGCUGAAAUAGGGAAUGAAAUUACUAGCCCGGAGGAUCAAAGUCUUGGAAAUGCUAAUGGUAGCAAUCAACAGUACAUCCCCAAGUUCACAAGUGAUUCUUGGGAUGAAUCUGCAUUCAAUAGCCUUAGAAGAGCCAGAGACAAUGAAGGAAACAUGUUCACAACUUCAAAUGCAUUGGAAACUCAGAAUGCUGAUUCUGGAAACCACACCCAUCGUUUGACUCAUCAUUUAAGCUUGCCUAAGACUUCUGUUGAGAUGGCAAAUAUAGAGAAGUUUUUGCAAUUUCAAGGUUCUGUUCCUUGUAAAAUUAGAGCCAAAAGAGGCUGCGCCACUCAUCCGCGAAGCAUUGCAGAGAGGGUGAGAAGAACACGUAUUAGUGAAAGGAUGAGGAAACUGCAAGAGCUUUUCCCAAACAUGGACAAGCAAACAAACACAGCAGAUAUGUUAGAUUUGGCAGUUGAGUACAUUAAAGACCUUCAGAAACAGGUUAAGACACUCACGGAUACAAAGGCAAAGUGCUCGUGUUCAAGUAAACAGAAGCAAUAUUCAAAUCAUUCUGCCUAAUUUCUUUCUGUACAGAUAGUGUUAGGAACAAGGCAAAGUAACCAAGAGUGCAACACUGACUUCUCUUUUUCCAAUUCACUGAAGUAUAAUAAAAUGUUAGGAGAUUGUGGGUGUGACAAAUAUGUAUCUUCUUACUUUCUUUGUAAGAUAAAGAUCCAAUAGGUUAAUAUCCUAUCGUUUAUGUCAAGGGAAAAAGAAAUUAAUAACCAAAUCUUUUUUUCAAA